Messenger RNA from Hippocampus comes (tiger tail seahorse), 2660 nucleotides. RefSeq names its product myeloid associated differentiation marker like 2 (gene myadml2). Gene Ontology annotation, cellular component: membrane. The coding region runs from base 1106 to 2017 and encodes 303 amino acids. The transcript has a single exon. The record is from RefSeq and is a predicted model, not a curated record. NCBI's taxonomy places the organism in Eukaryota, Metazoa, Chordata, Actinopteri, Syngnathiformes, Syngnathidae.
ACCAGAGCGUAAUGAGCCCGUAAAUGAUGUGUCCGCUUUUCACGAAACAUUUGGAGCAUUCCGAGUGUUGCUCGACCAUUUUGUGGUUGAGCAAAACAAGUUUCCGUUCAAAUGCUUCGAUGCAGGAACGUACUUGCAACUUGAUGUUUCUUGUGCUCGCAACGCGAUACACAUUAACAAAAACACACGCCUUUUUUUUCAUAAGAAUAGCCAAGAUGUAAUUAAUGUCAGUUCAACAUCCCAGAAUACAAAUCUCACAAGUCCGGUCAGUAUUUUGGGUAACUACCACUUCAUGUUCAACUUCCAAGCUGAAAUGCGCCGGCGCUUCUGUCUAAUUUUAUGGUGGGCUGGUGCGUAAUUGCCGUCCGGAAUGGGCGUCUCAGCCUUUGGCCCUGUUAUUACACGGUGUAUAAAUGGCAGUUUCAUCUGGCGGGCGCUCUGACUCAGCCUCCCAAGAAAGACGACUCCCCUGCUGCCGCCUCCCACGCCGCCGCGGAAUACAGAGCCCCCUAUUUAUAGCGCUGGCCGGGGGCCCGUAACCCGGGGCACGCCCGCGCUUUGAUUUCAGCUGCCGUCCCGAGCAAGCCACCUCCGAGCGCGGUCAGACGAAAGGCGAACGGCGACGAGAGAGGACGAUCGGAGUUGUUGGACGGAAGGCUACGAUGGAGACGCCGAGCAAGUUGACCGACGAACAAGCGAACCCGUCGGUCGGCGACGGCUUUGCCGCAUGAGAGACUCGCCGACCUGAUCUGAGGAAGGCUCGCGGCACAGGGCUGACCUUGGAAGACGCCCGAGAACUUUUUUAAAGCGCCAGCACGGAAAGAUUUUGUGGGACAGACUUGAUGACAAACCUCGAUGGUUGACAUUGCUCCAAGCCAAGCGCAAUUCCCAUUUAAAUCCAAGGGAACUAACUUCUUUUCAUCGUACGCCACUUCCUUUCGAAUGGACGGGGAAGGGUUGUUGGGAGCGUGAAGCUCUGCGGCAAAUGAAGCGCAGGCCCUUCUGAUUCAGCGCGACCUCUAGAAGGCAGGCGCCAAAGCGGCCGAGCCGACUUCCCCAGCGAUUUGGACGGCUGCCGUCGGGGGACGACACCCGCCGGCACGCGAUGGAUGCUCACGGCGGGCACUACCUCAACAAAGAAGCCGUGCUGUCGCCUUUGGGCGCGGCCCGAAUGUGCCAGCUGCUCUUUGGCUCCAGCAUCAUGGCCCUGGUGUCGCACGGCGCGGGCUACGGCGCCACCUACGGGUACUUCUGCAUGUUCGCGUGGUGCUUCUGCUUUGCCGUCACGCUGGUGGUGUUCAGCCUGGACAUCACGCGACUCCACGUGUGCAUGCCCAUCUCGUGGGACAACUUGACGGUGGCUUUCGCCAUGCUGGCGACGCUCAUGUACGUCACCGCCUCCGUGGUGUACCCCGUCUACUUCCUGGAAGCGGACUGCCCCGACGAGGGCUGCGAGGAGCAGGCCUACCGCAUCGCCGUGACCGUCAUCUCCGGCGUGUCGGUCUUCCCUUACGCCGCCGAAGUGUUCAUCACCCGUGCCAAACCGGGCGCCGUGGUGGGCUACAUGGCAACCGUCUCCGGUCUUCUCAAGGUGGUCCAGGGAUUUGUGGCCUGCAUUAUUUUCGGAGCGCUGGACAAUUACGGCGAGUACGACAACUACGUAGCCACCGAGUACUGCGUGGUGGUGUACGGCCUGUGCUUCUCCGUCACCGUGCUCGUGGUCAUACUGACCAUAUCGGGCAGGACGUCGUCCCUGCGCUUCCCCUUCGAUCGCUUUGUUAUCAUCUACACCUUCGUGGCCGUGAUCCUCUACCUCAGCACCGCGCUGGUGUGGCCCAUCUUCAGCUUUGACAAGAAGUACGGCCUGACCGAUCGCCCGGAGGUCUGUCCGCGUGGGCAAUGCCCUUGGGACAGCAAGCUGGUGGUGGCCGUGUUCACCGCCGUCAACCUCGUCCUUUACUUUGUUGACCUGAUCUACUCGCAGAGGAUUCGCUUUGUCACCAGUGCUGCUGUCUGAAUGUCCAUCCAUCCAUCCAUCCAUCCAUCCGUACUUUUUCUCCUCCUCACGAGGGUCGCGGGGGUGCCGGAGCCUAUCCCGGCCGUCUUCGGGCUGCACCCUCAACUGGUUGCCAAUCGCAAGGCGCGCACAGACAAAAGACCAUUGGCGCUCACAAUCACACCCGGGGACAAUUCGGAGCGACCGAUCAACCUUCCGGGCCCGUUGUUGGAAUGCGGGAGGAGUAGCUGGAAAAAAGCCACGCGGGCACGGAGAGAGCACGCAAACAGACUCCACACAGGGAGGCCGAGGCGCCGAAUCUCGACGUGCUAACCGGUCGCCCGCCGGGCCGCCCCUGUCCGAAUGUCCGUGUCAAACAUCGGUUGGACCCAUUCUCUGACUGAAGACGAGGCUCAGCAGGACUAAGCAGGCCGAAAACUUCAGCCAAAACUGCGCGGGGCUUCCGAGACUGUCCUAUGGCCGCUGCCCAAAACGGGGGAUGAUUCCACCUUGCACGCAAAGGCCCGCUUCUUCGAUGUCUCCGAAAGACUAUUGUCCAGUGACGUGGGGUGUGUCGAGAGGGAUUUUGCCUGUGCUAGCUGAUGCUUACGCUGGUUUUGGCGAGUGCUUGUGUCAUGUGUUUAAUAAAGCGCAGAUAGCCAAG